Messenger RNA from Lates calcarifer (barramundi perch), 4607 nucleotides. RefSeq names its product spermatogenesis associated 13 (gene spata13). The transcript is spliced from 13 exons. Lineage: Eukaryota; Metazoa; Chordata; Actinopteri; Centropomidae. Gene Ontology annotation, molecular function: guanyl-nucleotide exchange factor activity; protein binding. Bases 494 to 4306 code for a protein of 1270 amino acids. The record is from RefSeq and is a predicted model, not a curated record. Gene Ontology annotation, cellular component: cytoplasm. Gene Ontology annotation, biological process: filopodium assembly; lamellipodium assembly.
AGUGCAUUAAUGAUGCUGGGCUGCUCAAUCCCUCAAGAAAGAGACUUCUUUUAACUGGAAUCAGCAGCGAAAUGAGGAGCUUUUCUUGAGAAACUUCGGAAGAUAUUGGAUGAAUCAGUGUUUAUUUUCUUCACUCACUUGACUACCAACAGGUUUUGCCGGUCGGCGAAAGUGAAAUUAAAAACCGCAGGGCUUGCGUAAUUUAGAAGAAGUUUAUCAGUGAGCCCGUGAGCUAGCUCAAAUUGCUAGCCCAGUGUGUUUAAGAAGUCAGCCAGCCGUUUGUCUCAAUAUGUUGCGGGGUAACUAGUUAGCAAGGGCAGCGCACUUGUGCUUUUUGUACCCGACAUGUUUUUGCGAGAGGACAACGAGUGCGAGGCAGCAAGCCGUUGGACCUCAGAGGAGCCCAGGCAACUUCACCAUGGCUGAACAACAAAAACAGCUGCUCUGUUGAUGUGAGAAAAAAAAAAGGUUCAGGAGGACAACAUCAGCGACUAUGAGCAGGGCGGAACAAAAGGACAGAGGCUUGUCCACAAGCGAGGACUCUCUCCCAUGUUUCCACAACUCCAAAGCUGACCCGCUGAUCCGAAGCCGACCACUCAGUGACAUAUACCCAUUUCAGAGUCAAGGUGACAGAAGUGCAGUCCCAUAUCUGCUGUCUGGAUGUGGCGCCCAGGUACAGCCGAUGACUGCAGGUCCUCUCACUGAUGAGCGCAAACUGAACGGCAUCAACUCUUCUGCUUGGUCCAACCCUGUCAUAGGUCAACCUGAGGGAAAGCCUUACUCCUCGAGAAUCAUGAGGCUUUUUUCAAACUCGAGGAAGGGCCCUGUCCCUGCUCCCAGUCCAACCACUGACUGUCCCGCCUCAGCCCACAGCAACGACAGCAACAGCAGCCCCCAGACCUGGUCAGGACUUCCAGGAUUGGGUGUUGUGGACUCAUUCAAAAAGCUCCGCUCCUCUGUGCUACAGGGUAUUCAGAGUAGAGAGGCAACAAACCAAGAUGGAGAGUAUGACCCUUCAUUAAAUCAGGAAAUGGCUAACGGUACACUUGUAGCCAACACUGAUCCCGGUCCUAAUGAUGGAACAAAUAAUUUAAAGACAGCAGAAGGACACAGUGUGUCUAAUGGAAAUUUUACUGGACAAAAGUUGGUUGUGAUGAGCCAGUGUGGCUCAGAUAUUGAUGACUAUGAUGAUGAGGAAAAUGAAGGAGAUGGUCUCACACGCAACUCCCGAUUCUCAAGGAGUAUCAGAAGAGCGUACGGAGCAGGACGCAUUUCUUUACUUGACAUAGGAAACGGGAGAGUUACAGGAAGCAGUGCAAAUGAAGCUGCAGACAGUCAGAAACCAGAUCAUACAUCCAAAGACAAUGUUCAAACAGAGAACACAAACAGCACGAAUGUGAAGGUGCUGAACAGACUGAGCAAAAGUGCAGAAAACCUUCAUAUAUUUAAGGCACCUUUCAGACGCAAAGCCCCAUCUCCAGGUCCUCCCUUACCUCAGGAAGACCCACAGGGGACUACCAAGUCAAACGGGACACCAAACAUCCAGAGAACAGCUAGCGCCUCCUCAGUGGACCUCCAAGGCCACGCUAGCCGCAGGAAGAGCCCUGUGAAGACCAAGGUGCCGAUGCUGAAGCUGGUAGGCAGCAUGACUGACUUAACUGUCCGACGCAGACAAAGUCCCUCCCCCAGCCCCACGACUCCGUCUCCCAUGUCACCCCUGAGCCGUCUCCAUGACGACUACUCCCGCCGUGUGCCUUGCCUACAAACCAGUGAACGACAGCGCCGGCCCUCGCCCAUCAGAGCCCGGGUCAUGUCUGUCGAACAUACACCGCUGGUUCACCACCAACCUGAGUACGAUGUUGGCCCACAGCAGCACCAGGUCCUCAUCAGCCCGGUUCCUGUGGAUCCCCCAGAGAGAACAGAGACUGCUGCCACAGCAAGUGUUUAUAAAGAGAUGGCAGAUUGUGAUUCAUCUCUACUCCGCCAAAAAGAGCCUUCACAACAACAAGAAUCAACUGAGGCCAAGUUGCUACCAAAAGAGGUGACAUCAGCGCAACAAGGGAGAGAGGAACUUCUCCAAACAGAUGAAGCAUCUCCAACAACCAGCGGCAGCACACCUCCUAUCUCCCCAACAGCCUUCUCGGAAUCACCCACAUCGCCCACAUCACCCACGGCUUCCACAGAAACAUCCUCCGUCAAGCCCAGGCGAAGGAGUGGCCGUCCAAGACCUAGGCCCAUUUCUGACUAUGGGCAGCUCAUUUCCAGGAAGCACUCCAUUCCAGAGGAAGUGGCGGAACUGCGUGCUGAGGAAAGGACAGACACCCCAUUAUUGCAUAAAGAUUGCAGUGAUAAUGACACCUAUGGGAAUGGAGAGAGCCCUGAGAGCUGCGGCAUGAACGGGGACGUUCAGCGCAGCAGGCAACGGCCAAUCUCAGUGAUAGGAGCUGUGGAUAUGUUCCCUUCUGAUGCUGAGGAGAAGGAUGACCGCCUUCCUUCUCCCCUGUCACGGCCGCCCAUCCCCUCCCACCAGGUGCCCCCCUACAGAGCAGUGUCUGCCAGGUUUCGCCCCUCGGCCCUCUCCCAGAGUACCCCCAUCGGACUGGACCGCGUUGGACGGCGAAAGCUCCACAGAGUGCUCAGCGAUGGUGUGUCUGAGUGCUCGGCGACGCUUGAUGACAGCGUGAGUGAGGAGGAGGAAGGCAGCUUUGAUGAGCUCACUGAUGUCACGCCCUACCUCCAGCCAGGGGUGGAGAUCUCUGUGCUCAACGAGUGGAUAAGCUCAGGCCACACGGUGUAUGCUGAGGCUCUCUGGGACCAUGUGACCAUGGAGGAGCAGGAGCUGGCCUUCAAGGCCGGAGAUGUUAUCCGCGUCCUGGAUGCCUCGCAUAAGGAUUGGUGGUGGGGCAGAGGGGCUGACAGAGAGGCCUGGUUCCCCUCCAGCUUUGUGAGGGUGCGAGUGAACCAGGAGGACUCGAGUGCAGAAAGUGUCGAGAGCGUUGCAGACCAGGAAGAUCCAGCUCCCAGGGACACGCACAGCGCUCAGCACAAGGAGCAGAUGAGAACCAAUGUGGUUCAGGAAAUCAUGAAUACUGAACGCAUCUACAUCAAGCACCUGAAAGACAUCUGUGAGGGUUACAUCCGCCAGUGCCGUAAACACCCGGACAUGUUUACCGAGCUGCAGUUGAAGACCAUCUUCAGCAACAUAGAAGACAUCUACAAGUUUCAGAGGCAGUUUCUGAGAGACCUGGAGAAGAAGUACAACAAAGACCAACCGCAUCUCAGUGAAAUAGGCUCUUGUUUUCUCUUGCAGGGGGAGGGCUUCUCUAUCUACUCAGAGUACUGUAACACCCACCCAGCCGCCUGUGCUGAGCUGCAGCGCCUCAUGAAGUCGGGCCGAUACAAACAUUUCUUUGAGGCCUGUCGGCUUCUCCAGCAGAUGAUCGACAUCUCCAUCGCCGGUUUCUUGCUCACGCCCGUCCAGAAGAUCUGUAAAUACCCACUGCAGCUGGGAGAACUGCUGAAGUACACCCCAAAGGACCACAGUGACUACAGCGGAGUGAGCAAAGCAUAUGAAGCUAUGAAGAAUGUGGCCAGUCUGAUAAAUGAGAGGAAAAGGCGGCUGGAGAGUAUUGAUACCAUCGCUCACUGGCAGGUUGCCAUUCUGCACUGGGAGGGACCUGAUGUGCUGGGGCGCAGUUCAGAGCUGAUCCACUCUGGUGAGCUGACACGAAUCGUCCGACAAGGCAAAAUGCAGCAACGCAGCUUCUUCCUGUUUGACCACCAGCUGGUCUUCUGCAAAAAAGACGUCCUGCGCAGAGACCUGCUCCACUACCGCGGACGGUUGGACAUGGACCAGACCGAGGUGGUGGACGUGCCUGACGGGCGGGACCCAGACCUGGGCCUGACCCUGAGGAACGCUCUGCGUCUGCGCCACGCCUCCACGCUGGAGUUUGUGUGCGUGCUGUGCUGCAGGAAGGCCCAGGACAAGCAGAGGUGGCUAGAGGCUUUUGCCAAGGAGAGACACAGAGUCAAGGAAGACCAAGAGAUGGGAAUGGAGAUCAGUGAAGAGCAAAGAAAACAGGCUAUUGUUAAUGCCAGAAGAGCCAAACAGGGGAAGAUCAAACCCAUUGGUUACUCUGGCUCUGUCCCACCCCACCACCAAAAUCUGCACCCACUUCACCAGCGUCACAUCACCAUUCCAACCAGCGUGCCUCAGCAGCAGGUCUUUUCACUGGCCGAACCCCCAAAACGAAAGCCUUAUCACCUGUUGUACAGCAUCACUCGCAACGCCUUUUUCAGGAAAUAAGGCUUUGCUCCCUCAUCCUUUUUUUCCCACCUCCCUUUGUGCAUGAUCAGAGCACGCCCAAACCGUCCCGAAGACUCAAAGAACACUUUAUUUUUUUCCUGUAUUUUCCCGCCUGUGAAUGUACUAUCAAGUUUUGUUUUUGUGCCUCACAUGUCUUUUCUUUAUGUGUCUGUAUCUUUGUUGCAUGUUGAAGUUCUGUGCCUUCACUUCAUACGGGGCAUGACAAAAGUGUUAAAAUACUGACUCUGUCCAUGUUGUUGGUUAAAGAUGCUGCUCACUAAAGCUCAUGAAAACCCCCCAA